AUGGGUUCCAUCGAGCCGUCACGGGCUAAGGAAGCUCAAUUUCAUACCUUGCACUUCUCUUCUCUUUUAUCAGGGGAUGAAGAUGAGUUUGCACGUCUACUGAGUGCUUGUGAGAAUGAUGGCUUCUUCUACCUCGACCUCCGCGACUGGGAGUCGGGGCGGAUCUUGCAACAACUUCACUCGACGGACCAAGUCUUGAAACCCUGGUUCGCCGGGCCACUUGAGAACAAGUUAAAGACGGAGACAGUGACGCAGAAUCAUGGGUACAAACCUCUUGGCCUAUACCCGGGUGUCAAGGAGAAAUCACGAGAUUCUUAUGAGGGUUUACGACUCAGUCGUACUAACCUGCUGAAUCAAACACACCUUCCGGACGUCGUCUCGACGAACCUCGACAAGUUCCAGGGGUACAUGAACUCUGCCCACUACAUCUUGCUCAAAUUGCUAGAAUGCCUUUCUACGGCAGCCGGGGUGCGAGCCGAGGAUCGGUACGAACUGUACCAUCCGCCAGAGCUAGCCUCGAAAACGGCAAUGCUUCACCUCCACUAUCCCGCCAGUGAUGCAUCCGAGGGAAAAGAGGAAUCCGGAGGCCAUAAUUCACACACGGAUGCUGGUUCUCUGACUCUGCUGUUUGUGGACUCGCCGGGCUUGCAAGUACUCUCGCCAAAGACAAACGAGUGGGAGUAUGUCAGCACUAAGCCGGGACAUGCAAUCGUCAACGUUGGCGACACGCUGCGCUUUGUGUCGAAGAAGCGGUUUCGGUCGAUUCUGCACCGGGUGGUCCUCCCUGAUGACAGGGUGGCGAGCAGGUAUGCGACGGCUUAUUUUCUGCGCGCUGGCGACCAGGUGGUCUUCCAGGGCUUGAAGGGAGAGAAGCUCACAGCUCAGGAGUGGUUUGACAAGAAGUAUGACAGCUUUGAGAAGACCUUGCAAGAGCAGGAGUCUAACCCAAUAGCAACCGGUGGCAUGGCUCAGGAUCUCGGCGUUCGAGUGGUUUAG
Molecule: messenger RNA, 996 nt
Organism: Diaporthe batatas
Lineage: Eukaryota; Fungi; Ascomycota; Sordariomycetes; Diaporthales; Diaporthaceae
Exons: 3
Coding region: 1-996 (331 amino acids)
Molecular function (GO): dioxygenase activity
Source: RefSeq, a predicted model, not a curated record